UCCAAUCUCCAUAGUCCCUUCCAUAUUUUGCAUAUUUCCCUUUUCUUCCCUGAAUUCUAGACGGAUAGUGUGUGGGAUCAAAGCGGGGGAAGGAACGAGAAAGCUCGACUAUGGCUUCUCCAUCGACAUUGGGAUGUUCAUGGAAGACGACAAAUGACUCUGCUUUCACAGUUUUGUCGUCUUGGACCUCUUCAACCCUCUCUUUGUCUUCCCGCAGAAGAAUCAGAGGAACCCAUCUCGCCAAAUACUCUCUAGUUAACUCUUCAAUGGGGAAUUCGAAUCCUGAGCUUCCUCCUGCUAGUAUUCGAAACUACCAGAAACAGAAAUCAGUCCAAACUGGGAAAUCGACCGAUGUCACAGUUUUAUUUCAAGCUGAUGAAGACUACCCCGUUAAGCUGAAAAGUUUAAACUCAAUUACAUUUGAAGAGAAGGCGAAGGAGGAUAGCCCGUCGAGUCCACAGCAAUCGAGAAAGAGUUUGAAGUCGUUCGAAAGUCGGCCUUUGUGGCGCAGGAUUUUAUUCCCUUCCAAGAAGGUCAGGAGCAUUAUCCUGCUCAAUGUUAUCACCAUUGUGUACGCCAGCAAUAUCCCGGUUCUGAAAGAGGUCGAAGGAAUCACAGAUCUAUCCCUAUUCACUGUAGUAAGAUUUGCUUUAUCAGCAAUCCCAUUUUUACCAUUUGUGUUACGGGCAUGGGAUGAUGUCCAAACCAGAACUGCCGGGAUUGAAUUGGGAUUCUGGGUCAGUAUGGGCUAUCUCAUGCAAGCCCUUGGGUUGCUUACUUCUGAAGCCGGCCGUGCAUCGUUUCUUUGUAUGUUCACUGUAAUUGUUGUACCAUUGCUGGACGGCCUGUUAGGAGCAAAAGUGCCUGCUCGUACGUGGUUUGGGGCUCUCAUGUCUAUCAUGGGAAUCACUAUGCUGGAAUCAAGUGGUUCUGCUCCCUGUGUUGGAGAUCUUUUGAACUUCUUCAGUGCGGUAUUUUUUGGUGUUCACAUGCUUAGAACAGAACAUAUAACAAGAAGUACAGGAAAGGAUAACUUCUUACCACUUCUUGGAUAUGAGGUCUGCGUUGUUGCCUUAUUUUCAACAAUAUGGUAUUUCGUGGGACGUUGGUUUCGCGGCACACAAGAUUGGAACCCAACAACCUGGACAUGGAGCCUGGUAUGGAAUUGGAUGGUUGCGUUUCCAUGGAUACCAGCAUUCUAUACAGGCAUAUUUUCUACUGUGUUAUGCCUAUGGGUAGAGAUGGCUGCCAUGCGUGAUGUGUCAGCAACAGAAACAGCUAUUAUUUAUGGUCUGGAACCACUUUGGGGUGCUGGUUUUGCAUGGUUUUUCCUUGGUGAAAGGUGGGGUAUUGCAGGAUGGAUUGGAGCUGCUCUCAUACUCGGUGGCAGCUUAACAGUGCAGAUCUUUGGGUCACAAACUCCUGCUAGAUCCAAAGAAGAAGAUAAACAGAACAGUGGACAAAGUGAUCACUUACUGAUUUCAGAUAAGCAAAACGGUUUAUCUACAUCUCCGGUUGUUGUUAGAUCCAGGAAGAGAGUUCCAGAUAUUUUAAAGAAGUAAACUAAUUCAUCGGUGUUCUUGGUCUUUGUAAUUUUUGUAAAGCUUUUAUCCUCUAUCGUGUAGUGUAUCUACAGUGAUAACUUCGAGAUCUGUAUUU
Telopea speciosissima is the source of this 1659-nucleotide messenger RNA. RefSeq lists its product as uncharacterized. Lineage: Eukaryota; Viridiplantae; Streptophyta; Magnoliopsida; Proteales; Proteaceae. Bases 111 to 1562 code for a protein of 483 amino acids. The record is from RefSeq and is a predicted model, not a curated record. The transcript is spliced from 7 exons. Gene Ontology annotation, cellular component: membrane.